Molecule: messenger RNA, 558 nt
Organism: Colletotrichum higginsianum IMI 349063
Lineage: Eukaryota; Fungi; Ascomycota; Sordariomycetes; Glomerellales; Glomerellaceae
Exons: 2
Coding region: 1-558 (185 amino acids)
Source: RefSeq, a predicted model, not a curated record
AUGCCUUCCCCGGCCACCAUCGCCACCCUUCGGCGCCUCGAGAUAAUCGCCUUCCCGCCCGCCUUCAUCCUCCUCGUAGCCCACGGCAUCGCCUCCCAAUUCGCCUUCCCCGCUCUGGGACUCCUCCCUUUGGCCGCUUCAGGCAUUCUAGCAGCUUUCAUCCUUAACCGCGACGUCGUAGCCGCCAUCGGCUCCCCGAUCCAGUCACUCUCCGAGUCCAAUAUCUUCUGGGCCGACUGCCUUCUCGCCGUGUUACAUCUAUCCUUCCUCAUCCCGAGCUGGGCCCUCUUGGCCCGUGCCUGGCCCGACCCUGUCAUCGUGUUGGGGACUUACUGCACCGUCUUCAUGAUGUUUGACCUCGGCGUUCAUCUUUUCAUUGCUCUACCCCAGGCUGUUCAUAUUCUUAUCAGUCAGAGCUGCAGCUGCCCCCACUGCCGAUCCGUCGCCAAGGCCGGCUACUUCUCCUCAACCGUUUCCGAGUACACGCCUCUCAGCGACGCUGAUGAACCCGAGAUCGUUGCUCGCGAUCUUGAGGAGGGCGGAAACGCUCGUCUGUGA